Messenger RNA from Helianthus annuus (common sunflower), 1355 nucleotides. RefSeq lists its product as uncharacterized. The coding region runs from base 161 to 1120 and encodes 319 amino acids. The transcript has 6 exons. The record is from RefSeq and is a predicted model, not a curated record. NCBI's taxonomy places the organism in Eukaryota, Viridiplantae, Streptophyta, Magnoliopsida, Asterales, Asteraceae.
AGUUAAAAAUUAGAAACCAAGCCGGCAAUGACGUGGAGUAUUUGGAAGCAAUGGAACCAUCGUCAACCACAACACCACCUACACCUCAUCCCCAUCGCCACUGUAACGGAUAUACUUUCACCCAUACACCACUUGUACAUCCCGCAUCAAUACUUGUACAAUGUUUACUCAAACAACCCCAAUUUCCUGCAAUUUCCCUUCACUCCAAUCCCAAAACCCUAAACUCAAACCCCCCUAUUUAAACCCCUCCAAUUUCACUCCUUCGUUGCAAUUCAACAAUGCAACAAGUCAAUUGACCAAAAGGGUUUGCUUUCAAAUCUGUUGGAAUUCGUUGGAUACGAAGAAAUCACAAGAUUCUAAUUUGGAACAAGAAAGUAGUAUCGAAAUUGACGGUGAGAUGGGUGGUGGUGGUGGCGGUGGCGGCGGGACGACGUCGUUUUUGAUAUUUUUGCUGUGGGGUGGACUCUUGUAUUAUGUUUUUAACCUCGCCCCUAACCAAACUCCGUCAACGGACAUGUAUCUUCUGAAAAAGCUUUGUUACUUAAUUGGGGACGAUGGGUUCCAACCGAAUCCAGUGAUUGUAUCUCUUUGGAACAUUAUGGGAUUAUGGCCAAUAGUGUACAGCAUGCUGCUGAUUCCAUCCGGCAGAAGCUCAAAAGGGAACGUGCCCGUCUUCCCGUUCCUCUUACUGUCAUUCUUCUUGGGCGCGUACGCUCUCAUACCGUAUUUUGUUCUUUGGAGACCACCCCCGCCGGUUACCGAAGAAUCCGAGCUGAAAAAAUGGCCUCUAAACUUUCUUGAGUCAAAAUUGACAGCUGGGGUAAUUUUUGCUGUAGGAUUAGGUCUAGUUGUUAAUGCGGGUUUAGCCACCGGGGACAAUUGGAAGGAGUAUCUCCAGUACUUUGGAGGGAGUAGACUCAUACAUGUUACUAGCAUCGAUUUCACACUGCUAUCUACGUUCGCUCCUUUUUGGGUUUAUAAUGACAUGACUAUUCGAAAAUGGACCGAUAAGGGGUUUUGGCUUGUUCCAUUCUCGGUGGUUCCAUUUGUGGGUCCUGCUUUAUAUGUACUCUUGAGGCCAUCAUUGUCAUCGGUUGCUGUUGCAUCAAAGCAGGAGUAAUGCAUUUGUGUUUGAACCAGAAUGGAAACGCGCACAUGGUUUUGAAAGAAUGUAAAAAGAGGUAACAGCGCAAUUCUGUUAUAGUUAUAAUAAAAGUGUUUCGGUAGAGAAGGUUAAUGUAGCAUAUGAAUAAUGUAAUAAGUUAUAUUCUUGAAUGUAUCAAACAACCAAGUAUAUCUAGAUUAUUACAACUUUAAAGAGCAAAGCUUUUCCCAUAACAAAGGCAGGUUUAACA